Lithohypha guttulata is the source of this 1128-nucleotide messenger RNA. RefSeq lists its product as uncharacterized. Lineage: Eukaryota; Fungi; Ascomycota; Eurotiomycetes; Chaetothyriales; Trichomeriaceae. The transcript is spliced from 2 exons. The coding region runs from base 1 to 1128 and encodes 375 amino acids. The record is from RefSeq and is a predicted model, not a curated record.
AUGUAUUUGAACAAUCUAAGAAACCUUUUCAUGCUACUUGCAGUGCUCGGUACCGCCUUUGCAGCUCCUCAGCGAGGAGGUAACAACAACGCAAAUGCUGGAAACAAUGCAAACGCCGGCAAUGACGCCAAUGCAGGAAAUGGUGCAAAUGAAGGCAACAACAAUAACAACAACAACAACGGUGGAGGCAACGGAGGCACUACUCUCCUUGCUGCCAAUAUUCAAGAUGCAUCUGCCUCGGACGGUGGAGCCGACGUAGAAGAAGGACAAUCGCCUUCAGAAACGGACACUGCGAACUUCAUAAACUUCUGCUCAGGCAAAACCACUACAAACGGCCUCCAAAACACAGCUGGCUCGUGUAAUGGCAUUGUUAUGGGCGACAUCCCAUCACAGAACAACAUGAUAUCCUCGAUCAUCACUAAUCCUGGUCCCGGUGACAAUAUCCAAGCAAAUACCGACUUCGAGAUCACAGUCCAGACCACCAACCUUGUAGCUGGCACUUUCACAAACCCUGACAACACAUAUUAUGCCGCUCCUCAACAGCUCCAAGGUGGAAAGGUCAUUGGGCAUACUCACAUCACAGUGCAGGACCUCGGAAACAGCCUUGCACCGAACAACCCGCCCAAUCCAGGAGUAUUUGCUUUCUUCAAAGGUGUCAACGACAAUGGCAAUGGUCAAGGUGAGCUGUCGGCGACAGUUACUGGUGGUCUGCCAGCAGGUAAUUACCGUGUUUGUACCAUGACGAGUUCUUCCAACCAUCAACCAGUGCUUAUGCCUGUAGCUCAGAGAGGCGCACAGGACGAUUGCCAGAAGUUCACUGUUGGCGGAAACGGAGGCAACGCCGGCAAUAAUGCUGGUGCUGGUGCCAACAACAACAACGCUGGAAACAACAACAACAAUAACAACGCAGCUGCUGGCAGUGGCGAGAACGCCGCUGGUGGUAAUAACGCCGGUAAUGGUGGCAACAACAACAACAACGCUGCUGCUGGUGGUAACGACAAUGCAGGUCAGGGAGAACAGGGGGCUCAAGCAGGCCAAGCAGGUCAAAAUGGACAAACCGGUCGAUCUGGUGGACGCCAAAGAGAGAGAAGACCCCGGUCUCUUGAGAGAGAUAUGCAUUCCGUGUAG